UGCGAGAGUCACUUCCGGCGCGGAGCAGCGGGUUGGGCUGUGUAUGAGGCCGGGUUCGGGGACUGGACCAGUAGUGGCCAAACCUGGCCAAGACCGCGGCUGCCGGAACGCUCGCAGUCGGCGUCUCGGCCUCAGCGGAGGGUGCGGCCGCCGCAAUGCCGUUCCUGCACGGCUUCCGGAGGAUCAUCUUCGAGUACCAGCCGCUGGUGGACGCGAUUCUGGGCUCCUUGGGGAUCCAGGACCCUGAGCGGCAGGAACCCCUGGACGGACCCAGUUAUGUCGCGAGUGAGGAGAGCCGGAUCCUUGUUCUCACUGAGCUGCUGGAGAGAAAGGCCCACUCUCCCUUCUACCAGGAAGGCGUGAGCAACGCCCUGCUGAAGAUGGCCGAGCUGGGGCUGACCCGUGCCGCUGACGUUCUCCUGCGGAAUGGAGCCAACCUCAACUUUGAAGACCCGGUCACCUACUACACGGCUCUGCACAUCGCCGUCCUGCGAAACCAGCCUGACAUGGUGGAGCUGCUGGUGCGCCACGGGGCCGACAUUAACCGGAGGGACCGGGGAAGACGGCCCUGCUCCACGCUCUGGCCAGCAGCGACGGGGUGCAGAUCCACAACACCGAGAACAUCCGGCUCCUGCUGGAAGGAGGGGCCGACGUCAAGGCCACCACCAAAGACGGGGACACGGUGUUCACCUGCAUCAUCUUCCUGCUGGGGGAGACGGUGGGCGGGGACAAGGAGGAGGCCCAGCUCAUCAACCGCUUCUGCUUCCAAGUGACGCGGCUGCUGCUGGCUCACGGCGCCGACCCCAGCGAGUGCCCCGCGCACGAGUCCCUCACCCACAUCUGCCUCAAGAGCUUCAAACUGCACUUCCCUCUCCUGCGCUUCCUGCUGGAGUCCGGCGCCGCCUAUAACUGCUCCCUGCACGGCGCGUCCUGCUGGUCCGGCUUCCACAUCAUCUUCGAGCGGCUCUGCUCCCACCCAGGCUGCGCCGAGGACGAGAGCCACGUGGACCUGCUGCGCAAGGCGGAGACCGUCCUGGACCUCAUGGUGACCAACUCGCACAAACUCCAGCUGCCCGAAAACUUCGACAUCCACCCCGUGGGCAGCCUGGCAGGAAAGAUCCAGGCCCUUCACUUCUCCCUGAGGCAGCUGGAGAGCUACCCGCCGCCGCUCAAGCACCUGUGCCGCGUCUACAUCCGGCUCUACCUUCAGCCGUGGCCUGUGGACACCAAGGUCAAGGCGCUACCUCUGCCUGACAGGCUCAAGUGGUACCUCCUCAGCGAGCACAGCGGUGCCGUCGAAGAUGACAUCUGACGGCUCGGACCGCAGGGAACAGGCUCUGGGUGGCCCCGUCAGCCUGCUGUGGACUUACGUACCGUGGCGGUCGUGGGGGUGCACCUUCGGUCCUGUCAGGAGGUGCAGGUUGGAGGCGAGGCAUCGGCCCCCCUGGGCAGAGGAGGCUGGGGGCCCCGUGGCCGCAGGCGCUCCAGCAGGAGAGGCUUCCAUCUUCCAGGGAGACUGCCCCCACCUCCCCCUGGUGGCGCCCCACGUCUCAACCCAUGGAACCAGGGGCAGGGUUUGGACUUGGGACAAGUUUAUAAUCUUUGAUUUGAGGGGAGCGCCGGGCAUUUGCAGAAGCAGGGUUGCUCUAAGACCAGGCCACCUGAGAGCUGCAGGAAGCAGGCCUGGGGUCGUAGCUAAAGCCCAGGGCAGGAGGGGCCUGGAGGGUGCGGCCCAGCCGAGGGCCUUUCCUCUGGCCCCUUGACUCUAGCAACUGUCAGAAAACAAAAAGUGCUCUUGUGGGCAGGGAGGAAGCUGAGCUGCCUCCUGCCGGCUUCUUUACAGCUCUGGGGCCAGGUCACCUACCGCCCUGCCCACCGCUCUAGUGGCAGCUCUUUGUGCCAAAUCUGGGGUUUCGGGGACCAUGUCUUCUGAAAAACAAUCAUGCAUGACCAGGGCCGUCCUCUCCAGAGGGUCCCAUUUUGUGAGGGGCUCAUCAGCUGGGCAACGCUACCCAGACUGGAAGCUGAACUCCGCGCUGGGCUGAGCCUUCACACAGCUAUUUGCCAGUCACACGAAGGUGGUCCUUGUAAAUCGUGUAAGCGCCUUGGAGAUUAGCUGAGGCAACUAACUAUAUUUAUGCUAUAAAAUUAAACUGAUUUCUCUCGGCCUUAAA
Messenger RNA from Sus scrofa (pig), 2174 nucleotides. The record is from RefSeq and is a predicted model, not a curated record. Lineage: Eukaryota; Metazoa; Chordata; Mammalia; Artiodactyla; Suidae.